This is a messenger RNA of Epinephelus moara (kelp grouper), 2160 nucleotides long. RefSeq names its product chitinase domain containing 1 (gene chid1). Gene Ontology annotation, cellular component: extracellular region. Gene Ontology annotation, molecular function: oligosaccharide binding; chitin binding. The record is from RefSeq and is a predicted model, not a curated record. The transcript has 12 exons. Bases 296 to 1456 code for a protein of 386 amino acids. NCBI's taxonomy places the organism in Eukaryota, Metazoa, Chordata, Actinopteri, Perciformes, Serranidae. Gene Ontology annotation, biological process: carbohydrate metabolic process.
CCAGCUUCGUUGACGCUUCAGAAACACGUUGAGCUAAGUUGUCAAUCAAACUGGGACUCACCGACCGACAGUCAAAACCAGGUUGUUUGUUAUAAAUUCUAUAUUUAAGCAGUAUGGACGGGGCCAUUUUGGCACGUUGAUGUGUGUGACUUUAAACCGCAGGAGGAUAUGCUGUUUUUUAAUCUGCCAGAUCUCAGUCAGGAAGGAAGCACUUGUAUUGCAAACCUGCAGACUCUGAGCUAACCCAUUUUAUAUUUAACUGCUUCACCACUCCUGAUCACUGCGUUUUUUGGAAAUGAGAACGACAUUACUGCUGCUGCACGCCAUCUCCUGCUGCUGUUUGGUCAGUGCCACUCUCUCCAAAACUGAUGCAAAGAAGUCGCAUAAAGCUGAGGCUGAGACAUCUCCAGCUGAGCUGUCUGCAUUGGAGAGAGGCCUCGUUGUGUCAGACCCGCCCUGGAAGGACAUAGUGAAGGAGGAGAAGAGAUACUGUGCUCACAUCAAGAGAACAUUUCAAGGUCCAGUGCUUGGAUAUGUCACACCUUGGAACUCCCACGGCUAUGAUGUUGCCAAGACAUUUGGCUCUAAACUAACUUCAGUGUGUCCAGUUUGGCUUCAGCUCCGCCGAAGGGGACCUGAAACCUUUGAUGUCACAGGACUGCACGAUCAUGAUCCAGGCUGGGUCAAAGCUGUACGCAAGUCUAACAAAAAAGUCAGGAUUGUGCCCAGGCUGUUAUUUGAUGGCUGGUCUUACCAGGACUACAUGAGCGUGCUGGGGAGUGAAGAUGAAAUUGAAGAGCUGGGAAGCGAGCUGGUGGAUGUUGCAAAGACUGAAGGUUUCGAUGGUUUCACCUUGGAGCUGUGGAGCCAGCUGGGAGGGAACAAGAGGAAGGAGCUGGUCCAUUUGGUGAAACACAUAUGUGAGACUCUGAAGGCUAAAAGAUUAGACUGCAUUCUUGUCAUCCCGCCUGCUGUGACCAGUGUGGGGCAGCCAGGUAUGUUUGGCAGGGAGGAGUUUGAGCAGUUGGCCCCUGUAGUCGAUGGAUUCAGCCUCAUGACGUACGACUACUCCAGCGGUUCCAGACCGGGCCCGAGCUCUCCCCUGCCCUGGGUGCGAGACUGUGUGCUCCAGCUUGCUCCCAACACUCAGUGGAGGCAAAAGAUCCUGCUUGGACUCAAUUUGUAUGGCCUUGAUUUUGCAAGCCAGGGAACAGAGCCAAUCCUGGGAGGAAGGUACAUCGAGAUUUUGCGAGAACACAGACCAAAACUACUCUGGGACGAAUAUUCUGCAGAGCAUUACUUCAGUUACAAGAGGAACAACGCAGUUAAGCAUGUGGUGUACUAUCCAUCGCUGAAGUCGAUGUACCUGAGGAUCUCUUUAGCUACUGAACUGGGGACAGGAAUUUCCUUGUGGGAGUUAGGACAAGGUCUGGACUAUUUCUAUGAUCUCCUAUGAGAGUUGGACUUGAUAGUGAAGACUGUGGACCAUCAACACAUGGAUUUUUCGUUCUUUGAACAUGGAGCACCAAAAUUCAAGCGCUGUGUGCAGGUAUUUUUUUUUUUCAGUUUUUGGUUUCUGGGUUACAUGAACUCUGGAACGAGCUGUUGACAGGAUUUAGUUAAUACUAAACCUGUUUGAGGGUCAUGAAAGUGUUGAGAAAUCUUCUCUACACGUACAAUUCCGGUACUUGAGUAUGUUUUAUUCCAUUUCAUUGAUGGUAUUGUGGAAGAAUUUCAACGUGUAGAGUUUAGUGAAGAGCGCAGUGACACAUCUCCAUUCAACAACAGAGGGUGCAUGAUCAUCUACAUGUGUAACGCUUAAGUGAAGGGUUCUUCUCUUGUUCACGUGCCACAGACAACUGCAGCCUCUCCUCAGUUCAAAUACAGAAAUCUUCUGCUGUUUUGCUCUCCAUUGUCCACUGUGAAGAUGCAUCCUUCUUUGGCUUUGAACAUCCUCAAAUCUACAUCUGCUUUUUCUCUCUCUCUUUUUUUUAAAUUUCCAAAUCAAGACAUUUGAUUGUGUGGCUUUUUAUUAGGUUUAUAAUAACAACACUGACAAGUAACCAAACAUCUGUUCUGACCAGCAUCUUCCAAUAUUUGUCAGAGAUGAAUGUUUGUUUAAUUACAUGAAUAUAAAUGUGGAACAAGUGAGCAGUUGAA